Messenger RNA from Agrilus planipennis (emerald ash borer), 3038 nucleotides. Its product is annotated as SET domain-containing protein SmydA-8-like. Lineage: Eukaryota; Metazoa; Arthropoda; Insecta; Coleoptera; Buprestidae. Gene Ontology annotation, molecular function: protein binding. Bases 131 to 1657 code for a protein of 508 amino acids. The transcript is spliced from 8 exons. The record is from RefSeq and is a predicted model, not a curated record.
UAAACUCAAAGAAAGCCGUAACUUACAUAACUAAUUCGCGUUGACGCUUACUGUGAGUGAAUUUUCAAAACACACGAGUUAAUCAGGUGAAGUUUGAAAAACAUUGAAAAAAACAAAAACGUUACCGAUAAUGGUUACAUCAUUUUGUGAAAUAACACAGGACGAAAAACAAGGAAGGUAUUUAAAGACAACUCAGAAUGUUCCAGAAGGAAGUUUGAUUUUAAAAGAAGAACCGUUAGUUAUCGGUCCUGAAGGGGUCGGUGUUGUUUUCUGUUUUUGUUGCAAUAAAAUUUUGAAUGGUGUAAAAAUUCCAGUAUGUCCGAAAUGUAAAACCGCUAGCGUUUGUAAUGAAAAUUGUGAAGGGAUUUGGCAUAGCGAUAACGAAUGUGAUUUUUUCUCUAAAUGUUCCGUCCAAUGUGGGCAUUUCCUAGUUAACAGUCAAAUCAUUUUACCUUUGCGCUGUUUGGUCUUCAGAAAUUCAAACAAUCAAAAAUGGGACGAACUUUUGAAGCUUGAAUCCCAUUUAGAAAAAAGAAGAAAAUGCCCAGUCUGGAAAGAUAUCGCUAUUAAUAUUGAAGCGUUGUUUCUAAAUUUGGGAAUCAUAUCAAAAGUAGAUGUUGAAAAUGAACUGAUUCAAAAGAUAUGUGGAAUAUUGGAUAUCAACUCGUUCGAACUCCGAACUAAUGCAUUUAUAGAUAAUUACAGUUCAGGUCCAGUACAUGUUUUGCGAGGGCUGUACCUGAAAGCAGCAUUGAUUAAUCACGAUUGCGUUGGAAAUACACAUCUGGCUAUUGAUGAUAAUUAUAAUCUGAUUAUCCAUGCAAGUAUAGAUAUUCCUGUUGGAGCAAGCGUUUAUUUCAACUAUUCCAAUCCUCUUAAGGGGAACAACGAACGUCGCCUGAUACUACGCCAAAGCAAAUACUUCGAUUGUCUUUGCAACAGAUGCCUAGACCCGUCCGAACUAAAAACCGAAAUUAGUUCUUUGAGAUGUCCACGAUGUAAACAUGGCUUUGUUCGACCCGUUAAUGUUGAUGGAUCGUAUAAUAUGUGGUCGUGUAACACUUGUCAGAGAGAUUUCAGUCAUUCCUUGGUACAGAGCACUAUAAUUGAAGCAAGAGCCUUGUUAAAUUCACUUAAUAUCUCGGACAUAGCUGAGCACGAAGAACUUCUACAUAAAUUAUUAAAAACGUUUAGUCCAAAUCAUUUUCUACUACUAGAAAUAAAACAGAACUUGAUAGGUUUGUAUACUCAAUCUGAGCCGAAAGUAAACAAAUUACGACGCAAAAUCGAACUUUGUGAAGAACUACUGCCACUAUUUAGAGUAGUUGAACCAGGACUAUCGCGAAUGCAAGGAAUCACUCUUUACGAAUUACAAAGUGCUCGAGUAUUGUUAGCUGAAAAGCGAGUUAAAAACAAGGAAAUUGACGAAAAAGCUUUUAUCGAGGUUCUUAAAGAUGCGGACUCGUUGCUGAAGCAGUCAAUUAAACACUUAUUGUACGAACCAAAAUGCAGUCCCGAAGGCAGGCUUUGUUUGGAGUGUCUUGGAGAACUUAAACGAAUUAGAAGCUUAAUGACCGAAUUAGAACUGUCACCGUGUUGUAAUGAAGUGAAAAGUCAUCGGAAAAAGGAUAAAACUAGUUGUCUCUCCGAGCUUUAGUUGAAACUAACACUAGAGAAAGUAAUUUGGGAUUGAAAAUAAGAUAUGGUUUAUGCCCCUUUAUACUAAUAGCAGUUUGUAGUAAAUACAGGGUUAUAACGUUGUCAGAUGCAAGAUUGGUUUGAUGUUUCUGAGGUAAUAUUAUUUGGAAAUGACCAUGAAACGACAAUACAAACGAAACUAUUCGGAUAAAUCUCCGUUAAAAGUUGAAAGACAACAGAGCCUGCUUUAUGAUUCCUUACUUUCGAAGCAGGGACCAUUGGAACGUUGAAAGGUUGAGAAUAAAACAAUAAAAGAUUAUGUAGUUUACAAAAAGACGUUUGGUAAAUGCAGGUGAAGUGUUUUAUUAAAAUUAUCAAGGUAAUUAACACAAGCAAUAUGAUUAGUAAAUACAUGCUACAAAUGUGAUAUACCUAAUGAUAUAAAUAUUGUAAAUUGUUCUUAUUAACAUUCUUGAAGUGAAACUUCUUUGUCGACGUAAGAAGGAAAUUUAAUAGAAUAUAAAACCGAAAAGUGUAACGUCACGCGUAACGCGUUACGUGUGACCCUUGGUGGAUAUGUCCAAAAGGAGUCAUUUUAACAGGCUUCAGAUGUCAACCUGUUAGUAGCAAUGGAUAAUCCGAAAAUUUCGAAAUCAUUUCGAUAAAUUGUCAGCAGAUCGCGCUUGCGCUGUACUGCAUACAUACAUCUAUAUUGCAUAUGCGUUUGUAUUUGUUUGUUCUGAUUUGCAGUUUCUCAUUGCAGUUUCCUAUGGUACAAGAGUAAAUGUUUUUAAUAAAACUAAACCAGUAAAAAAUUAAAUUGAUUUUUUUAGGUAUUUAGUAAUUAGUUGACGCAAUAGUUUAAUUAAAAAAUACUAAGUACUAUAAUAUGCAGUCUAAUGAAGUUUCACUUUUUACGCGUGUAUACUAAUACACGCUCGCCCCAUUUUUUUACUUUCCAGUUGUGGUCCUCAUAACAGCAACAAACGAAUAUGCUGUUUUAACAAUCUAAAAAGAUAAAAGAAGGAGAAGACGUAAAUAUUUGUUUUAUAAAUAGCUAUUUUAUUAACAAAAUAGCAAAGUUAUUAAAAGGCAAUUAACAAGGUUUUUAAUCUUUUCAGUGAGUUUUUAACAGAAGGUGGAAAAAAUUUCAACAAUAUCGUCACUAUCUUAGAUCUACUAUUGAUGAACUAAGCAAAACGUUUGUAUUGUCACAUGCGUAUACGCCACCCAACAUACAUGGUAACCAGGUUUCUAGACGGCAUAUAUCGGAUCUUUUUAGAACUUGUCCAGCUCCUAUAAAUAGCGGUCGCGAGAUUGAGUAUAGUUAGUACGAGAACGAGUUCGAGGUGAUACAAGGCGAAGAAGUGACAAAGUGUUCAUAUAGUGGUGAAUCAAUA